Messenger RNA from Phytophthora sojae, 507 nucleotides. RefSeq lists its product as hypothetical. Bases 1 to 507 code for a protein of 168 amino acids. Lineage: Eukaryota; Oomycota; Peronosporomycetes; Peronosporales; Peronosporaceae. The transcript has a single exon. The record is from RefSeq and is a predicted model, not a curated record. Gene Ontology annotation, molecular function: zinc ion binding.
AUGCAGAUUCAGGCUGUCCGACGCAAGUACGCGUGCGAUUGUGCAAUGUUUGCCCAGACCGGGUGGCAGUGCUCUCAUGUUCUCGCGGUUAAGGUUCUGCAAAAGGAAAUCGACGUGAGCAGAUUUCUCACUGCGCUACCAACGCGAAAAGCAAGUGGAGGUCAAAGGAAGACAAAAAGCUGCCUUGCUAAAAGCAAUGACGAGCACCAGUUCUCCGUCGAUGUAUUGAUCAAGCGGUAUCUAAAGCAGCCCAUCUACCCACUUCAUUGGCACGUCAUGCGGGAUUUCGACAUCAGGACCAAGACUGGAGUGUCCAAACGCGAGAGCUUCUGUGGAACAGUUGUGUCGUGGGGUGAUAACGACGGUGUCUACUACUGGGCAGUCCAGUUCCCGAAACUCAAGAAAACUCUGAGACUUGAGUGCCAAGAGCUUGCUGAAUGCACCCACGAAGCAUACAAGCACGGUGUAGAUGUAACUGGGCUCUCAUCGGCCGAAGCUGUCGUUUAA